CGCCUCAGUAUCAGCUAUGUGUCCCGAAAGGAAAGCUGGACGAUUGUCAUUCCGACAUGUCGGGGGAGAGUAACGGUGACAGUGGAAAGGGCGGCAGUGACGACGAUCUCCAAAUCCCACCCGGUAUAGGAUUCAUGAGAGAUGAUAUACAACGCUCAAGAGACAGAUGGGAGAGCACAAGAAGUGAAAGUCCCAGCAUGCAACAGAUGACGACAUUUCCUUCAAGAUGUCUCACGAAUGACGUACUUCCACACCAGAAAAUCAUUCCGUUUUCUUUUAAAAAGACACCUUCUUAUACGGGGUCCGGACUCAUAGCGAAUAACUUACCACAGUCGACAUCGUCCGCAUAUAGUGUGCCAAUGUAUUAUGACGACGAGAGUCGUUCUUCAUCAGGAUUCCAGAGUUCAGAUUCCAGUUAUACGAACAGACACAGAAACGGCGUGAAAUUGAAUUUAAUGCGGAACAAUAUUCAAGACUGUGUUGUGUGAUAGACUAUCGGCGAGUCAUUUUUCGUCUGUGAUAAUGUUGUUAAAACUGCAAAUUUCAACUUUUUUGUGCUCGAUUCGUUCACAAAUUUAUUACUAGCACAGUAUGGAAACACUACUUUGUGCACAUGUCUAGACAAUCACACAUGGAAACACUACUUCGUGCACAUGUCUAGACAAUCACACAUGGAAACACUACUUUGUGCACAUGUCUAGACAAUCACACAUAGAAACAUUAAUUUGUGCACAUGUCUAGACAAUCACACAGAAAAUCCUAUAAAAUGAGGUUAUAUCAGUACAUUGAUUUGCACUUAUUCGAACUAUUGCCACGAAGUCUGACAAAACGGCACGAGAUCCUUGCUGGAGACGUGACGGCAUGCCACUAUAUGAAGUGAUUGAAGAAUCAUAA
This is a messenger RNA of Mercenaria mercenaria, 894 nucleotides long. RefSeq lists its product as uncharacterized. NCBI's taxonomy places the organism in Eukaryota, Metazoa, Mollusca, Bivalvia, Venerida, Veneridae. The record is from RefSeq and is a predicted model, not a curated record. The transcript has 2 exons. Bases 57 to 488 code for a protein of 143 amino acids.